AUGCGUCAGCUCAUUUUUCUAACAUUUUUGCUGCUUCCGGCCGCGGGAUUCGAUUCGACGCUCAAAUAUGGCUGCAGCAAUUCGCAUUGCUCAUUUCAGCUUGUUGUGCCACAGAUUGUCGCCGAAUUCAUUGAUGAGAACGAGCUUUCGCUCACGGUGAAUAAAAUAAAUUUGAACUUGCUAGCUUUGUCGGCUACUGUAAAUCAAACAGUUGACAAUAAUGUCGCAAGUUUUAAGACGAAAUUCAAUAAUCAAUAUGAGCCAAUCAAUCAGAAUGCUUCCGACACUUUGAAGUCCGUUGAUCAAUUGAAUUCCGACACAAAUUAUUUGGCGUACAAGACAAAUCACUCCUUGUCGGUGUCGGCGGCGUUAGCCAAUUCGAUCGACUGCUUCAAGAACGUCAGCGCGUUCAGCUAUUUGUGCUAUUCGCCACCGCAACCGCUCUCGACAACAAUUCGGACCACUGUGUUUACUACUGCCAGAACGGCGGCUUCGGACGCAACUGAGCCAACUGAAAAGCCUGUAACUGAUGGCUCCACGGCCACCACUGUAACUGAUGGCUCCACGGCCACCACUGUAACUGAUGGCUCCACGGCCACCACUGUAACUGAUGGCUCCACGGCCACCACUGUAACUGAUAGCUCCACGGCCACCACUGUAACCACUGUAUCUAAAGGAAGCGGCGAAGAAAAUUCGUUUUAA
This is a messenger RNA of Caenorhabditis bovis, 702 nucleotides long. The record is from the annotation of a GenBank genome assembly. Lineage: Eukaryota; Metazoa; Nematoda; Chromadorea; Rhabditida; Rhabditidae.